This is a messenger RNA of Cynara cardunculus var. scolymus (artichoke), 1724 nucleotides long. Its product is annotated as CBS domain-containing protein CBSCBSPB1-like. Gene Ontology annotation, molecular function: protein binding. Lineage: Eukaryota; Viridiplantae; Streptophyta; Magnoliopsida; Asterales; Asteraceae. The coding region runs from base 1 to 1656 and encodes 551 amino acids. The transcript has 14 exons. The record is from RefSeq and is a predicted model, not a curated record.
AUGACUACUCGUCAUGGGAAUUCUUCUUCUCGGAGAAGUAUGUCGAUGACAUCUUCAUCUUCUCGGAAAAAGAAAGCUUAUGAAAAUGGACAUCCUGAUCCUGGUCGCAAAGCUCUCACCAAUUCUCGUUCCUCCGUGGGAUUAACAGGAGAACGUACAGUGAAGCAAUUGCGCCUAUCGAAGGCCUUGACAGUCCCUGAAACUACAACUAUUUAUGAAGCCUGCUGUCGGAUGGCUGCUCGAAGAGCUGAUGCUCUUUUGCUCACCGACUCAAAUGCAUUACUCAGUGGUAUAUUGACAGACAAGGAUAUUGCAAUAAGAGUUAUUGCUCGUGAGAUUGAUUAUAUGAAUACACCUGUCUCAAAGGUGAUGACAAGGAACCCAAUUUAUGUGCUGUCUGAUAGUCUUGCGGUGGAAGCCCUACAAAAGAUGGUCCAAGGAAAAUUUAGACACUUGCCUGUUGUAGAGAAGGGUGAGGUUAUUGCUUUGCUUGACAUAGCAAAAUGUUUAUAUGAUGCUAUCGAACGUAUGGAAAGGGCAGCUGAAAAAGGCAAGGCUAUAGCAGCUGCUGUUGAAGGCGUUGAGAAGCACUGGGGAACAACUUAUCCUGGUCCCAACACGUUCAUUGAAACACUACGAGAGCGAAUGUUCAGACCUUCCUUAUCUACCAUUAUCUCGGAGAAUUCAAAGAUUGUGACCGUUUCGCCAUUCGACACAGUUGUAAUGGCAACAAAAAAGAUGCUCGAGUUUCGUAUUAGCUCUGUCAUUGUAACAGUUGAUAACAAGCCACGAGGGAUUCUAACCUCAAAGGAUAUCUUAACGCGGGUGAUUGCACAAGAUCUUCAAGCUGAAUCAACCUUAGUGGAGAAGGUAAUGACUCCAAAUCCAGAAUGUGCUACUAUUGAUACACCUAUUGUCGAUGCCCUGCACACCAUGCAUGAUGGAAAGUUUUUACAUCUUCCGGUUGUUGAUAGAGAUGGAUUUGUUGUUUCCAUUGUUGAUGUUCUCCAUAUCACUCAUGCUGCAAUAGCCACAGUGGGAAAUGCUACCGGGGUUAGUAAUAACGAAGGAGGAAGUUCUGUGAUGCAAAAGUUCUGGGACUCUGCAAUGGCAUUAUCGCCUAUAGAUGACGAGGAUGAAACUAGGAGCGAGAGUUCGUUGAAAUUAGCUUCUGAAGGGGGAGAAACUGGAAAAUCUCUUCCUUAUCCUUCUUCAUCUCAUCCCAAUUCAUUUGCUUUCAAAAUCCAAGAUAAGCGGGGUCGAAUGCAUAGAUUUAUCUCUGAUUCUCGAAGCUUGACAGAUCUUAUAACCGCAAUACUUCAGAGAGUAGGGGGUGAGAUUGACCGCAACAACCUCCCACAGAUUUUGUACGAAGAUGAGGACCAGGAUAAGGUCAUACUUGCAACAGACAGUGAUCUUGUUGCAGCAGUGGAACAUGCAAGAUUAGCUGGUUGGAAGGGAUUAAAGUUGCAUCUAGAUUAUUCCGGAAUGCCUAGAUAUCGAAAAGGGUCGAAAUCAUCAUCAGCAGCGGUAGGGGUUGAUCAGGCACAUUAUCAAGCAGAUGCAUGGGCUUCUGCAUACAGUGCUGCUGCAGCUGGAGCUGCGUUAGUGGCUGGAUUAGGCGUAUUAGCGUUUUUGAGAAGAUCUGGUAACUGAAAUUAGCUUCGUAACUUCUUAUUGCUCGUGAUUUUUAACAGAUUUCAACAUUUGACGACGCUGAGAUC